Molecule: messenger RNA, 1400 nt
Organism: Zootermopsis nevadensis
Lineage: Eukaryota; Metazoa; Arthropoda; Insecta; Blattodea; Termopsidae
Gene: DCTN6-p27
Product: dynactin subunit 6
Biological process (GO): mitotic spindle organization
Cellular component (GO): dynactin complex
Molecular function (GO): dynein complex binding
Source: RefSeq, a predicted model, not a curated record
CUAGGUCUCAUGUGGUUGUAUAUUUGAUCAUGAUUUUAAUGGUAUUGACAGGAAAGUUGUUGUGGAAACAGCUGUAAAGAUACAUUGUGUAGCUGUAAGAAGCUGUAUUUCGAAUGCUGGCUUGUUUAUUGCCCUUGUAUUUAUCGUUCUACUUAUUGAACUGCAUCAAUAAUAAGAAGUCACCAAUUCAUAAUGUCUAAGAGCGUGAAGAUUGCACCAGGUGCUAUGGUUUGCAAUGAAUGUGAAUUACGUGGCGAUAUUACUAUCGGUAGCAUGACAGUGAUCCAUCCAAGAGCCUCCAUCGUUGCUGAAGCUGGACCAAUCAUCAUAGGAGAAUGUAACAUAAUCGAGGAGCAAACACACAUAAUUAACAGGGGAACUCCAGGGGAGGCAAAUCCAACAUGCACACCAGUGAUGAUCAUUGGUGCCAAUAAUGUAUUUGAAAUUGAUUGCUACUCUGAAGCCCUGAAGAUUGGUGACAACAAUGUCCUUGAAGCAAAAUCUUUUGUUGGACGAGCAGUGGAGCUAACAAAUGGAUGUAUUGUGGGUGCUGCAUGUAAAUUGUCAUGUCCCGAAGUUGUUCCUGAAAAUACUGUAAUAUUUGGCAGCAAGUGUUCACGCCGUCAGCAAGCUGAUAGGCCACCACCACAAACAUUGCAGUUAGACUACUUAACCAAAGUUCUGCCAAACUACCAUCAUCUAAAGAAACCUCCAAAGAAGGUCAGCAAUGCAUAAAUUUUGUACUGUAAUAUGAAUUUAUCUUGUAGUAAAAUUCCUGUAUCAGCUUAAAGCAAGAAUAUUUCUUAUUAUUAAAAUAUACCAUUUGAUUGUACAUUUAAACUGAUGACCAAAGUAUUUACAGAGAAUCAAGUGGAGUCAAUUUAUAUCCUGCUUGUUUCCAUCCUGAAAGGUAAUUAAUUUAUUUUUUUCAUUUAUGUAAAGUUUGGGAACAGUUUCACAUAAUUAUGAAGUUCAUACAGUAAUUUGUAAUAUUAAGUGGAACAAAUAUAAUUUGUAACAAAAGAAGCCUUUUUACACAUUAAGAAAGAGUUGCUUAAUGCAAAAUUAACAUUGUUCAACCAGACUUCGCAGUUUCCCAAAUUAUUAAUAUUCCAUAUUAUGGUUAAAUGUGUUCAAACCUGAUUCCAUUUAUUUUAUUCUUACCUAGAGGACAUUGCCUUUCUGAACUUUUCAGGUGGCAACAAGUAUAUUAAGAAUCUCAUUUACAAAAAUAGCCAAAAAAAUUUGUAAAGUUGUUCCCAAGACUCAUUAGUCACAUUGACCCCUCUUGAUCAUCUAAAGGUUAACAAUGUGAAAAGUUAUGAGGAUGAGUGAAGUGUGCAAUUGUGUGAAAAGGAAUUACUAGACAGAAUACUGAAUAAAAUAUUCGUUAAAAUACU